GGCGUCGUACGUAGAGAUUUGACGUCUUCAUCGUCUCGAAAUCCAAAAACUGAAGCUUUAGACACAUGCUGGUUCUGUAUCGAUUCCAAUUUCCAAAACCACCUUAUUCUUGUUAUCGUCACUACGUACCAACUAUUCAAACCCUAAAUUUGGUGCAUGCAUUUCUGUGUUGAGUGUUGGCAUUCGUAAUCUGAACUGUGAAAUUAAAGGGAGUGACAGUGAUAGAAGAUGUCGUGGCUGAGAUCUGCGAUGACCAAAGCGGUGGAGGUUGGGAACAACACCAACCUCACUCGCGCCGUCAGGAACUAUGCCGACACCGUCGUACAACACGCCGGCCAAGCCGUCGCCGAGGGCGCCAAAAUCCUUCAGGAUCGCAUUGCUGCUCGGAAUUAUAGAAGUGUUGCGCAGACAAUUAAGAGAUUGGAAGAAGCUGCUAUCACCUACAGGGGACCUGAAAGAGUGGAGUUGCUUAGAAGAUGGGUUGUUGUGCUUAAAGACGUUGAUAAAUUGUCUCGAGCUGCGGAUGAAGGUAAAGAGAAGACUUUUGAGCAUCACCUUGGUGUUGAAGAGUUAAAAGAUAACCCAAGGAAACAAUCUCUGGUUCUUUAUUAUGAUAGUGAUUUUGGAGGUGAACCGUUAAAUUUCCGUGAUGUUUUUCUUCAAAGUCAGGCAUUGGAGGGUAUAACAUUAUCAAUGGUGAAGCGAGAGGAAUUACUUCAGUUUGCACAGGGUGCCAUUACUGGGUUGAAAAUUAAUUCUCAAGCUGUUAGAAUAGAUGCUGAAGCCUUUAGUCUUAAGAAAAAGCUCAAUAAGAUAACUUCACAGGGGACUGAAUACCAAGUUGAUUAUAAAUCUGCUGAGGAAACAAUGGCAACACUAGAGGCUUUAAAAAUAGCACUAGCGCAGAUUCGGAUAUGCUCCAGGCUGGAAGGAUUAUUGCUGAAGAAAAAAGGUUUAACCAAUGGAGACUCUCCUGAUGUUCAUGCCCAAAAGGUUGAUAAGCUAAAGGUUUUAACAGAUUCUCUUGCCAACUCUGCUGCAAAAGCUGAAAAGCGUAUUUUAGACAACAGAGUACAAAAAGAGGAGGCAUUAAAAGUUCGGGUGGCUAAAGAUGGUGAAGUUAGUGAAAAGGAGAAGGAAUUGACAACUGAGAUAUCAGGACUCCAACAGAGAAAGGAAGAACUUGAAGCUGAAUUAAAAAAGGUUAAUACAUCUUUGGCUUCUGCUCAAGCACGAUUGUGGAAUGUGAGGGAAGAGAGGGAUCAGUUUGAGGAAGCAAACAAUCAGAUAGUUGAACAUCUGAAGACAAAGGAAGAUGAACUUACAAAAUCAAUUAGGUCCUGUAAUGUUGAAGCAGAUGUUAUCAAGACCUGGGUUAAUUUUCUCGAAGAUACUUGGGUUUUGCAGCGGUCAAAUGCAGAAAUUUACGAGAAGCAGGUCAAUGAUGAAUUGGAAAGCCAUGAGGACUAUUUUGUGAAUUUGGUCAUUCAGCUUCUUGCUGGUUACAAGAAAGAGUUGGAGCCUUCCAUCGACCAUAUUGCAACGUUCGUUGUGAACCUUAAGAAUCUAAGUCAAAGGUUAGAGAAGGUAGCCUCCAGUGGAGAUGAUGAGGAUACAAAGCUAUUAAGUCCAAGGAGAAAUCUUGAGGAGGAAUAUUUAAGCUAUGAAGCUAAGAUUAUCACCACUUUCAGUGUAGUGGAUAACAUGAAACAGCAGUUUUAUGCUCAACAUGAGAAAAUUUCGAGGAAAGAUGAAGAAAGAGUUAAAGAGCUUUUUGUUGCCAUUGAAAAAUUACGGACUAAAUUUGAGGCCAUUGAAAGACCAAAUCUGGAAAUUGAGAGCCCGCCUGAAAAGUCUGAAUCACCCCUUGCCGAGAAAAAGCUUGAUGAUACACCAGCUGCUUCAGCUCCAGCUCCAGCUCCGGGUACUGAGAUUUUAAAGACAGAAACAGAGAAACGGUCAAAAUCACCUUCAGCUAAGGGAGAUGAUAUAUUUGACCAUGAAGCGGAAUUAGCUAAGCUAGAAUCGGAGUUUGGAAAGGUUAGCCAAGACUACUCAGGAGAGGAGAUUGGUGAUUGGGAAUUUGAUGAGCUUGAAAGAGAAUUGUCCUCUACCAAAUAAUUAGGUGUAUCCUUUUGGACCUUAACGCUUGCUGUUGUAAUUUUUAAUCAAACAUAUGCAAGUAUGAUAUGAAAUUGUAAGCGUAUAUAUAGGUUGGCUGUUAAUGAACGUGCAGCAUGGUCAGAUUUCUUUGAAUUUGUAACAUAAAAGUGCAUAAUUUCUUCAUUCUUCUGUAAAGUACUGAACUUUAAGUUAUAACACGCACUUAUCAACUGAUUUGUCAGAGC
Molecule: messenger RNA, 2348 nt
Organism: Arachis duranensis
Lineage: Eukaryota; Viridiplantae; Streptophyta; Magnoliopsida; Fabales; Fabaceae
Source: RefSeq, a predicted model, not a curated record